CAUACGCAGCUGGUUCGCUGAUGCAUUUUCAAGACUCAUGAGUAUGUGAGCGUGAUGUAUAUAAGUGCUCGUUCUUAUAAACUUUAAACUAACCUGACUGUAAAAAUAUACCCUCUAAGAAUUCUAAGAAUUUGUACCAAAGGAAAAGCAGGAAAGAAAAGAAAACAAUCUAAAAGUUGACGUGUUACUUUUUCAUCUGUUUUAUUGUCCUUCGUUUGAUACAAAUAAUUCUUUUUCCCUUACACUAAAAUUUGACUUGAAGGCCAAGCUUAAUUAAAAACCUUUUUGGCCUCUUAAACUUAAAGGCUUAUUUUUCCAGUCAGAAUUUCGUGUGUUUCGUUCACAACGAGAUGAAGAAUCAGAAAUUAUUCAGAAAAUUUGGUAGACGCUGGGAAUACUCUACACUUGAAUCAUUAUUGCUACUGAUGUUUCUGUCGACCGCUGCAUCUCUAAACAUUCUAAAACAUGAGGCGGACCCUCCUCUAGUGGCCAACUGUUCAACUACAAUACUUACUUGCCACCUGGAUACGCCUGCCCCAGAAUCUGACGUCUGGUGGACUUUCAACGGUGAUAAUGCUUCGAAAUUACCAAACGUUACUAUAGUAACGGAGCAAGCGGACGAUGGGAUUUGGAAACUGCAGCUGGCUUGUCCCACCCUGAAGCAUGCCGGGAAAUAUAUGUGCAACGCCCAGUCAAGGAACGAAAGCGGCUUAGCUUAUCGUAAGGAGGCAACAGUCAACGUGUACGUUCCCUUAACUAUCAAAGCUGAGAACAAAGUGACCAUCCAACUGGUCAACGAGCACGUGACACUAUCUUGUGACGUUUUAGCCUACCCAAGAGCUACGUUAAGGUGGGAAAAGGACGGUCAGAAGAUAAACCAGGACAGUGACCAUUUUCGUAUUAACACCACUAACGUCGGAGUGGACACCGUCCGAGGGACGGUUUUAAUUGAACAUUUGAGAAGAUCGGAUAAUGGGAGUUACAUUUGUGUGGCAUCCAACAAGUACAACAUGUCUACAGAAGCGCAGCAUGUCAGAGUGGAUGAGCCGCCAGAGAUCAGUUUGGACGAAAUUAAAGCUGAAGACUCACGCACAGUUUCAUUAAAGUGGCACACCACGUUCACAGGUAACAGUCUUAUCACCCGUUUUCACCUACGAGUGAAGAAUUAUAGCACUGGAUCCGAUUGGAUGGACGUGGAUAAUAACAUCUCUACUAAUAUCACUUCGUACACUGUCAGGCUACUGGCUCCGGCCAUGACCUAUGGGUUUCAAAUUGCUGCCAUCAACAGUGUUGGAAGAAGUGACUGGCAGAAUGAAAACAUUACCAUGCCCCCUGAUGUCCCACCAAAAGUAUCUCAAAUCCACGUUUUCGCAUCAACAAACCAGACUCUGUUGUUUGGAUGGAAGAGACCUACCCACGACAACGGCGCUGUAAUCACACACUAUAUUCUUCAGCUAAAGCACAAAGGAAAACUUGUGGCUAACGAAAUUUUAAAUGGAACUUCUAGACAGAAGGAUAACCAAACUGACAGUACCUUUAAAAACCGUCGCAGCAACUACAUGUAUUUAUUUGGCAACUUAAAUCCAGGAGAAACGUACGCAUUUCGGGUUAAAGCAUGUAAUUCAAUUGGAUGUGGAAACUGGUCGAAUUUAGUUGAAGAGAAGACCUCCGACGGCAUGGCGGACCCACCAGAACACGUUGAAGCUAAGUGUAGUUUCGAUUCCAAAAAUAAACGCAAUUACGUCAGUGUGACUUGGGAACCGCCAAUAAAAGCCAGAGGAAUAAUAGAAUCAUACAAUGUUACUCUAGAAGGCGAAUCUCGUUUUAAAAACUCGAAUGGAAAAAUCGCUGUCGACCGAUUCAGAACGACACACUCAGUGAAACCAGAAAGGUUGGAGUUCAGGAGUGCAGUGAAACCUAAUACUAACUAUACCGUCCGCAUGUGUACAAACAACCGUUCUGGAUGCGGUACACUCAGCGUUCCCACUACACUGACCUUUUGCUCCACCUCCCCUCUUGCUCCAACAAAACUGCCUCCGUUUAGACUCCAAAAUAUGAAAGAAAGCAAUGAAAAGAGACAUCUAGUGUUGAAACUACAGCGAGUUUCAGAAAGGAACGGUUCAAUUAAGUGUUACAGAAUCAUUGUUAUUAAGAUGAAGCCAGGGGCACAUCUUUCUUCACUCCCUCCAGAACCAAGUUCAAUUGAACUAUCUACAUACAGAAUAGUCCACUGGGAGAAUGGUCAUGGAGCUUAUCUCGCAGAGGCGUUCACAAGUGAGCAUUUCGUCAAUGAGAUUAUCAUAGGAGAUGGCCGUUACAGCAUCUGUGAUAAAUAUCCGAAUCACUCCACUAGAGGCGAAGGGCAGUCUAAAAGAGCAACAUUACAAGGAGAAGUUCAACAAACUACAGCUGAAUAUGAAAGUAUUUACGAUGGUGAACUCUCUCCCAGCACAAACUACACAGGUUAUGUUGAGUUGCAAAUCACUGGUCCGAAUGGAACGGUGCUGUCCAAACAAAGUCCUUAUUUCAGCCUAAUAGAAACUGGAUCUACACCAAAGCCUGAACCAGUUGAAAGUCUAAUGACUAUUAUUCUGGGGAUUAUAUGUGGCCUUGUGCUUUUAGUGCUGGUGUUUGUUUUGGUCCAGUGUGUUGUCAGGAAGAAAAAUAAUCACCUUUAUGAGGAGGAAGGUGAUCGAAUAGGCUUAACAGCACUAAUCCGUAGAACCAUUCAAAGAAAUGGCCACGUACCAAAAGGAAAUCGACUCUCAAAGCUUUCCUAUGUUGGACCUUUGUUGGCUGAUGAUCUUCCAAGUGCAUAUGUGGAAAAACAUAAAGAUAACAAUCUAUUUUUUCAGAAAGAAUUUGAGUCCUUGCCAGAAAAAUUCAAAGAUAGGACAACUCAUGCCUCAGACAGCCCAGAAAACCUGUGUAAAAAUAGAUAUCCUGAUGUAAAAGCUUUUGAUCAGACUCGAGUUCAACUUCCUAUUGAGGAUGGUAUUAAAGGUUCAGAUUACAUCAAUGCAAACUUUGUUGAGGGUUAUCGGGGAAGGAAAAUGUUCAUCUGUGCCCAAGGUCCUCUUGAGCACACAGUGGUUGACUUCUGGAAGAUGAUGUGGGAGCACAAAGUGACUGUAGUUGUCAUGCUGACAGGUGUGGAAGAACAUGGUAAAUUGAAAUGUGCCCAGUAUUGGUCUGAUGAUGACCCAAAGGAAGUGGAAAAGUUGUAUACAGUAAAUGUGAUUAACACCACAAAGUAUUCAGAUUAUUUGGUUAGAAGGUUCCAAGUACAGCACAAGAAAGAUGGAUUCACGGACGAACGGGAAAUUCUGCAAUUUCAUUUUGUCAUGUGGAAGGAUUUCUUAGCUCCAGAACAGCCUUCCUGGUUACUACGUUUCAUCAAAAGAGUCAAUGAACAUUAUGUUUCAGAUAGGGGGCCAUUACUAGUACACUGCAGUGCUGGUGUAGGAAGAACAGGGACAUUUGUUGCUAUAGAUACACUAUUACAAGAAUUGAAUGAUGAAGGACAGGUCAAUGUCUAUGCCUGCGUCUCUGACCUCCGGCAUUCUCGGAAUUAUCUUGUACAAUCUCUGAAACAAUAUAUUUUUGUUUACCGAGCAUUAAUGGAAUAUGCUCAGUUUGGUGACACAGAGAUAGAGAUGAGACACUUACGAGAUCAUUUUGCACAGUUGAGAGGAAAAAUGAACAAAUAUGAAACUACAGGACUACAGUUGGAAUUUAAAAAACUUGGAGAUGUGAUUGAAGAUCCCAAGACUUGUUGUGUUGGAACAAUGGAUAUUAAUUUGAGCAAAAAUAGAUAUAAUUUUAUCAUACCAUAUGAUACAAAUCGUGUGAUACUUCCCCCAACUGCUUCCAGAGACCACUCUUCUUACAUUAAUGCAUCUUUCAUUGAGGGCUAUAAUCGGUCCCUGUCUUUCAUCAUUACUCAGGAUCCACUAGAAAACACACAAGUCGAGUUUUGGAGGAUGAUCAAGGAGCACAACAUUCAAACUGUUGUGAUGCUUUCAGAGCUUGGAGAAGGGCAGACAAAGUGUCCACAGUAUUGGCCAACAGAAGAGCAAGAAUAUGACUACAUCAAAGUGACAUUCCAGAAGGAAGAAAAAACGGAUUUAUUUAUUAAGAGAGAAUUUAAUGUUACAAAUGUCAAGAACAACGACAACCAUGUUGUUACUCAUUACCAGUUUCUCAGAUGGUCGGAUUCAGGUAAUCCAAGUGCAGUGCCAGAGAGCACUGUGAACCUCAUAGAGUUAAUAGAAGAAGUACAGCUAACUCAAGCCCUGGAUUUUACCAAUAGUCCACUCACAGUACACUGCAGUGGAGGAGGAGACAGAAGUAGUGUUUAUAUCACUUUAAGUGUGCUUAUCCAGCAGUUGAAAUUAGAAGAAAGGGUUGAUGUCUUCCAAGCUGCACGACACACACGUUCUCAGCGUCAGUGCAUGCUUCAAACAAUAGGCCAGUAUGACUUUCUCUACCGAGGUCUUCUGGAUUACAUGCAUCAUCACAAGCUCAUGGAUAUGGGUGAUACACCUCUCUGAAGAUUGAUAAAGUUUUUCUUAUCCUGGGGAUAUUAAUAGUAAUACUACAGUUGUUAUUUUGCUGUAGUAAUUACAUGAAAAAGUUAGAUGCAUGGUCUUGCACUUCAUCAAGUAACUUGUGCCAAGAAGAGAAACUUCACCGGUUAGUGCCUGAAAAAGUCAGACCGUGUGAGAAUAAAACCAGUGAUAUGACUUAUAAGUGAAUAAGAAUAAGGGAAAGGAAAGAAACUAAGUGUGUCUCUUUGAAUGCCUCAAGAAUCAUGUGAUUUGAUUAGAAGUAGAAUGUUGAUAAUCUUAACAACUUUAAAACACAAUUUUAAUCACAUUCACUUUGACAAAUGGCCAGGCCUGAUGAAGUAUUGAUCGGAAUAUGUAACCUGUAAUUUUCUCUACUGAACUUCUGUGGAAACAAAUUGAUAUUCUGCAGUUUCUUCCAUUAUUAGUUUCAGCCUAUCUAGAAUUAUCUCCCGUCUGUCACAGUACAGCUCUUUUGAUUUGUGGACGGAGAAAUGAAUCAUUUUAUCCAUUUCUAUACUGCUUAAUUGAGUAUUCUACAUAUCUGUAGCUCUAAUGUAAGAUACCAGUAAUAUAGUCAUUCGUUUUACUUUCAGUCACAUAAUGUCAUCCAAUUUACUUACUGAAGAACAUCAGUUAGUUGAGAAGAUAAAUAAUGAAAAAUAUAGACUGUGUUUCACACUCACAAAAGGAGAAAUUUUUAUGAGUUACUUAUCAUGUUCAUUAUUUUCUGAUUAAUUCACUUUAUUUUGAAGAAUAUUUUAAAGUAUUUAUUCAAGUUGAUAUAUAUAUAUAUCAUAUUUUUAAUUACAGUAUAAUGUUCACUAUUAUUAAUUUCCUGACAAUAAAGCUCAUAUCAAAUCCAUGUUCCAGUCUUGGCUUAAGUAGGCGAUACGGAUCCAUACCAUAUUUAGGUAAUUUUUGGUGACUAAUAAAUUUUUUGUAUCAAAUUUUUGCAUUUUUAAUGGCUUAUAAAUAACAAUUUUAUUUUUAAACUUAAUUAUGCUGUUUUUUAUUCAGAUUCUGUAAAUCUUUUUCACUAAAAGUUAAUGGAAGAGUCAUCAGAACAUAACUUAAAUUGUCGAUGAAUUAAAUAAUACUCUGGUUAAUGAAGAAAAACAUAUACUAUAUUUUAGUUCUGAUUUUCUAAAAUAAAGUGCGUUCUUAACCUUGUGAAAAUUAAAAUUUACAGAGCCAACAUUUGCAUGAGUAAACAAACAUAAAUGUAUUGCUAAAGUAGUAGAAUAUUUUGACAGUACAUUAUUGAAAUGUUUGAUAUACAACUAUGGGUUUUUUUUCUGAACUUAAUUUACCUGUUUUCUAAUGAUUUGAAUAACCUUAUUUUAAUUUUUUUUAAAGUGUGAAGGUGAAUGUAGCUUUCAUGAAAAUGUUAUUAA
Messenger RNA from Limulus polyphemus (Atlantic horseshoe crab), 5965 nucleotides. RefSeq names its product receptor-type tyrosine-protein phosphatase F-like. Gene Ontology annotation, molecular function: protein binding; protein tyrosine phosphatase activity. The coding region runs from base 351 to 4553 and encodes 1400 amino acids. NCBI's taxonomy places the organism in Eukaryota, Metazoa, Arthropoda, Merostomata, Xiphosura, Limulidae. The transcript has 29 exons. The record is from RefSeq and is a predicted model, not a curated record. Gene Ontology annotation, biological process: protein dephosphorylation.